AUGAGAACUGAGGUGGAUCUGUCCCGUGAAGCCGAGCUGUCAGCUGUGACUCUUAGACUGAACGUCACUGAGGAGCAGGUGGAUGAGCUGAGGAAGCACAACACAGUCGGAGCUGCACAGCUGGUUUCUGUUUCUGACAGAGUGACUACAGCUCAGAGGGAGACUGAAGUGCUGCAGGUCCGGCUGAGAGCUGGUGAGGCCACAGUGAACGAGCUGAAGGCGAAGAGCGAAGCUCAGUCUGCUCUGCUGACACAAAUCAACUCCAGAUUAGAAACUGCUGAGAGCCAGAACGCAGGUUUCCAGAUCAGACUGACAGCAGGAGACAGUCUGAUCAGUGAGCUGCAGACCAACACUACAGUUUUAGAGAGACGACUGAGUGACUCCGACAGUCUGAUGAUGGAGCUGCACACUGAGCACUCAGAGCUGAAGGUCAGACUGAGAGUUGGUGAGAAACAGUUGGAAGAUCUGAAGGCACAAAACACAGUUUUGAGCUUCAGAGUGAAUGUGACUGACGACCGUCUGCAGCAGAUCAUAAACACUACCUCAGAUGAGCCGAAGGUGGCGUUUUCAGCCGGUCUGACUGAUUCAGGAGCAGUUGGACCUUUUGAUAAAGAGACGACUCUGACCUUUUCUAAAACCAUCAGCAACAUCGGCCGAGCCUACAACCAGACUACAGGUGUGUUCACGGCUCCUGUCAGAGGCGUUUACUUCUUCAGCUUUACGGCUGCGGAUUACCUGAAGGGCUACAUGGGUCUCUACCUGUACAGGAACAACCAGCCACUCAUCUUCAACCUGGCCCUGAAUGACCACGGCGGCUACGCCUCCACGUCAAACAGCGUGGCUCUGCGGCUGGAGGAGGGCGACAGAGUCCGCCUCAGUCUGCCGGCCAGCUACCGGCUCUACGACGACUCCCGAAACUUCAGCGUCUUCUCAGGAUUCCUGCUCUUCCCGCUCUGACAGUCCCAGGGUAGGGGUACGAGUGAGACGUCCCCCCAGCAAUAAGCUGUCCUUUCAGUUAUCGGGCUGGAACAAGAAGGCUGGACUUUUGUUUUGGUAGGGUGGGUGAUUUCCUGUGGUUUGGACCAGAAUGAAUAGAGGAAAAUAAUGAAAAACCACGGCGGUGUUUGCAUCUCUGAGGCGGAUCCACUGUUUCUGUGAGAGAUCUGAGUCUGAACUGAACCAACAGGAGCAAUGGCCGAGAUGACGUGUCAGGACGAUCCAAUUCAGAACGUUAUUGUUCCUCUUUCUAAAACUUCAUCUCAGAGCUCAUAUUUCGGCAUCGCGUCGACCGACGGCUCCACAGAACCACGAGACUCUUUCUGAGUUCCGGUUCCUUCGUGACUUCGGAAACAGCAGCUGAGAAACGAUGUCGCCUCAGGGUCCAUUUAGUGGCUCGUCUGGAGCUUUCGAUCUCACCGUCAGCGGUGGAACAAAUUUUCAGGUUUUCACUCAACUAAAAGUAGCAAUACAUGAAAAAUACUCAACUACACGUACGACUUUAGUAAAAUCAAAGUACACAGUGUGCAGUAAAAUGUCUCCUGCGACGGAUACAGUCCAGACCAUAAGUAUUUGGACAGUUGCACAUGCUCUGUUCUUCAGCCUUAAUUUGACUCAGUCUACAUCCCUGUGAACAUUUAGUGCCCAAAUUUUAGGGGUUCAAAAGUAAAGGUAUUAGUUAAAGGUAUUCAGUCCGCUGGUUUAAUCUGUAUUUUAUGAACUUAAUGUCGAAUUUUGCACUAAAAACGAACUAGUAACUGCAGCUGUCAGACAAAAGCACUGCAGUAAAAAGUACAGUAUUUACUCUGAAAUGUUGAAAGUAACUCAAAAUGGUACUCAAGUACGGGGCUUGAGUAAAUGUACUUAGCUACUUUCCCCCACUGUAGACCACAGUCCCAGCUCUCACCUGAGACUCGGUCAUUGUUUAAACCAGUAACCGUCCUUUCGAUCGUGGCAUUGUUGCAGAAAAAAGGCCUCGUGGAAGUCAAAGCUUCUGUUUCCACGCUCUCGAAGCAGCGGUCUGGGACAGACAGAGCGCUCUGUCAGGCCGUUAUGUAGAGGAUUUCCUCAGCGACCGCUCACCCAAAACCUUCAGUCGACACUGCACGCAGGAGAAGUUUGGGAUCGAUCUGAUGAGCGGUUGAUGAGAAAAUCGAAGGACGGAUUAAAACUAAUCUGGCAGAAAACCCUGAUAAUAAUAAUAAUAAUAAAUGUGGUUGUGAUAUUACUAUUGACUAACAAAUUAACUGAGGAAAAACACACAUAGAAAAUUAAAAUGAGUUAUAAAGAGUCCGGUCUAGACCUGCGCUACAUGAAAAGUGCCCUGACUUUAACCUCUGCUAUUGAUUUGGCUGCUAUAUAAAUAAAACUGAAUUGAAUUGAAUUGACUUGUAACUAAAGGAAGAAAACAAUAAAAGCAGCAGUAAAUUCUGUUAAUCAACUCUAACCUGAUUAGUCUGCGACAGACCACAGGUAGAGGCCUCUUCAGGCUCAGGAUGAUU
Messenger RNA from Xiphias gladius (swordfish), 2498 nucleotides. RefSeq names its product heavy metal-binding protein HIP-like. Gene Ontology annotation, molecular function: protein binding. The transcript has 11 exons. NCBI's taxonomy places the organism in Eukaryota, Metazoa, Chordata, Actinopteri, Istiophoriformes, Xiphiidae. The coding region runs from base 1 to 957 and encodes 318 amino acids. The record is from RefSeq and is a predicted model, not a curated record.